AUGUGCGCCAGCAAAGAACAGGCCAAGGCUUUGUACGAGCUGCAGACCAAGAAGAUCCAGCCGACGGUGCCCAUGACAGUGGACGCCUCCAACCCUUGCCUGAAGAAGUUUGAGACGCUGCUUGACCAGUCCAAUGUGGUCUUCGCGAAUGGCGGCAAUCCAGACAUCUAUGGCUUUGUGGUCAAGAAGUUUGCGCCGCAGCUCGGGGAGCUCAUUCGGAAGCGCGUGCAGGAGGGCACGCUGCUUUACAUGGGCCGCAGCGCCGGCGGCAUGGUGGGUGGCUCCGACUUCGCGCUCACCUACGAGCCGAGCCCAGCCCUCACCAGCAGCUUGCUGAAUGAGGAUACGAGAGGCCUUGCCUUGGCAGGCAAGUGUGCCUUGCGCCCCCACAUCAAGAAUCACUUGUGGGACAUCACAAGCAAGAUUUAUGCCAAAGCCACUGGGCAAACCGUUGUCUUGGCAGCCAACGGUGAGGGCCUCUUCUGUAACCAGGGCUGCUGUGGCAUGACUGGCACGACGGAGAAGACGGACCCCGACUCCAUCAAGAACGCUGGUUACUCUGCAAGCCGCAUUCAGAAAGCCUACCAAGCGGCCUACAGUGGUGCCUCCGAGCCCACGAAAUUCUACGACAAAGCUCAGGCGGCUGAGGCAAAAUGCGGCGAGACCAGUGGCAAGGUAGUGCUGACAUCGAACGGCUUGGAGUCUGCCGCUUCCCAGCAAGCCUUCGUGACGCUGCUGAAGAAGGACCCUUCCACGGUGAAGGUCGUGUCCCUGGAUGACGGCGCUUACUUGUCGAAGGGUUUCUGGGAUGCAACCGAUGCGGAAUUCGCCAAGGUUGGGGGCGUCAACUAUCUGACGCUCCAGACACCGACAGCUCCAUCCAUGGUCCAAGAAGCCACUCAAGGCUUCCAAGGCCUCGUGCCCGGAUCUGGCUCCACGGCGGAUACGUCCUUGCAGACACUGGGUGUCAGCCCAACCUCCAUCUCCCACAUCUCAGCCUUUGACCGCUGUGCCAGCCAAGAGCAGAAGCAGGCGCUCUUCGCGUUGGAAUCCCAAGGCGUGCCCCCGAAAGUCCCCAUGGAGGCAGAUGCGAACUGCGUUUCGAAGCUGGUUGGGGAGUUGGCCUCCGCGGACGUGGUGGUGAUGGGUGAUGGCAACGCAGACUUCCUUUCCUUCGUCUACAAGAAGUUUGCCCCAUCCCUGGGCCAAGCCCUGGUGGACCGUGUCACCUCUGGCAACAGCGUGUUCUUGGGCCUGGGCGGCGGCUCGACCUUCGCCAGCGCCUCCACCAUGGCGGCGGGCUCCACGGGAAGCAAGAUCCUGAAAACGCUUCUGCAGGACAACAUGGAGGGCCUCGGCCUAGCGGGCUCCUGCGCUGUUCGCCCCGGCUUCAACCCGUCUGUGGCGUGGUGGGACAUGACCUCCGCGCUCUUCGAGGAUGCCACAAAGAUGGACUUCGUGGGCCUGGAGGACGGCGCCGCGCUGGUCUGUUCGGGGCAGUGCGCGGUGAGCGGCUCUGAGACCGCCUCGAAGAUGAUGGGAGCGGACAGCGGGAGCCUCCACCGCGGCCGCGUGCACAUGAUCCUGGACAAUGCCCUGGACUGA
Symbiodinium natans is the source of this 1605-nucleotide messenger RNA. The record is from the annotation of a GenBank genome assembly. Lineage: Eukaryota; Dinophyceae; Suessiales; Symbiodiniaceae.